Seminavis robusta is the source of this 696-nucleotide messenger RNA. Lineage: Eukaryota; Bacillariophyta; Bacillariophyceae; Naviculales; Naviculaceae. The record is from the annotation of a GenBank genome assembly.
AUGAAAAAGAUCAUCGGUUUCGUUCUUGCUUUCUCCACUGUCCCUUCAUUGGCUUUCGGGAACUGGUUUGCCACUCAGAAAUCAUCUGGCCGAUCACCCACCCGAGCGUCCGCAUUGGGGGAUCCAAUAUGUGAAUAUUAUCAAGUGGAUGUGCCAACCUCACAAGCAGGCCCACCCAAACAAACCAUAAGCGUGGAAGAUUUGACUCCCAUGUUGAAGGAACUGCUGAAGGACAGCGGUAUGAAGAAUGGUGUGAUCAAUGUGAUUAGUAGACACACAACAACUGCCGUUACUAUCAAUGAACGAGAAAGCCGUCUUGCAAGAGAUCUAGAAGAAACAUUUUUGGCCAUGGUACCUGCCGAUGAGCGAUCGCAUCCUGCCGUCGCCAAGGAAGGAAAUCGAUAUCAGCACAACGACAUUGAUCAAAGACCAGAAUCUGAGGAGGAGGCCCAAAGGUGCAGAGACAAUGCAUGGGAUAUUGACAAUCCCAAGGAAUUGCAAAGAUGGCGAGACCAAGAGCCCAUUAAUGCACACUCACAUCUUAUAUCAAUGCUCUUGGGUAGCUCCGAAGGGAUACCCGUAAUGGAUGGACGGAUGGUGAUAGGCCAGUGGCAGAGUGUACUGCUGGUAGAUCUUGAUGGCCCUCGAGAUAGGACUGUGGGUGUUCAGCUCUUAGGAUACCUUUCUAAAGAAUGA